CGCCCACACGCCGCGAGGCCGGCCGGCUGCGGCACGCCGGCCGUCAGCACCGGGCGCGGGGCGGGGGGGGCUGUGACGUCACGCCGCACAGCCAAUCCCGCAGCAGAGAGCAAAACUGCCGGCGUUCAAAUCCUCCGCCUCCGCCACCCGCCCCUCACCCAUCGUCCCCGGCGGCGGCGGCGUGAGGGCUGGUGCCGGCGCCACUCCAUCGCCUUACCCUGCCGGGCGGGAGCCAGAUCCCUCGCCGAGGUGAGCUUUCCCUGUGGAAGAAGUAGCAGUCAAGAGACCUUUGCUCAACACUUGGAAAAGCAGAAAAAUGGCAUCAGAAGACAUCACUAAGCUUGUGGAGUCACUUGCCAAAACGAAAGUGGGUGGUGGGCAGUUGAGCUUCAAAGGCCAGAGCCUGAAGCUCAAUACAGCUGAAGAUGCUGAAGGAGUUAUCAAGCAAAUUGAAGAAUUUGAUGGCCUGGAAGCAUUGCGCCUGGAGGGCAACACAGUGGGUGUGGAGGCAGCAAAGGUCAUUGCCAAAGCCUUGGAGAAGAAAUCAGAGCUCAAGAGGUGUCAUUGGAGUGACAUGUUCACGGGGAGACUAAGGUCUGAGAUCCCUCCUGCUUUGACUGCUUUGGGGGAUGCACUCAUUGCUGCUGGAGCCCAGCUGGUGGAGCUGGACCUGAGUGACAAUGCCUUUGGGCCAGACGGAGUGCGUGGCUUUGAGGCACUGCUGAAAAGCCCUGCAUGCUACACGCUACGGGAACUCAAGCUCAAUAACUGUGGCAUGGGCAUUGGUGGUGGCAAGAUAUUGGCAGGUGCUCUAAAGGAGUGUCACAGGAAAUCAAGUGCCCAAGGCAAGCCUCUUGCUUUGAAAAUAUUUGUGGCUGGCAGAAAUCGUCUGGAGAAUGAUGGUGCCACUGCUCUGGCUGAAGCUUUUGGGAUCAUUGGGACUCUAGAAGAGGUCCAUAUGCCACAGAAUGGAAUUAACCAUCCUGGCAUCACAGCACUGGCCCAGGCCUUUGCUAUCAACCCACUGCUUAAAGUUAUAAACUUGAAUGACAACACCUUCACAGAGAAAGGAGCUGUGGCCAUGGCAGAGACUCUGAAGGCACUUCGGCAGAUUGAAGUGAUCAACUUUGGAGACUGCCUGGUGCGUUCGAAGGGUGCUGUUGCUAUUGCUGAUGCUGUUAAAGAAGGGCUUCAUAAAUUAAAGGAACUGAAUUUGUCCUUCUGUGAGAUCAAACGAGAUGCUGCUCUGACUGUUGCUGAGGCUGUUGAAGAUAAGGCAGAGUUGGAGAAAUUGGAUCUCAAUGGUAACUGUCUGGGAGAAGAGGGAUGUGAGCAACUCCAUGAGAUUCUUGAAGGCUUCAAUAUGGCAACUGUGCUGGGAUCUUUGAGUGAUGAUGAAGGGGAGGAGGAAGAUGAUGAAGAGGAGGAGGAGGAUGAAGAUGAAGAGGAAGAAGAGGAGGAAGAACAGCAACAGCUGAAGGAGAGAGGACAGGGAGAACAGGAGUCACUGACUCCUAAGAAGAUAAUUGAUUCACAGGAUUCAACUCCAGUGCCAUCUCCUCCUGUGGACAUUGCCGCAUUCCUUGCUUUCCCAUCACCGGAGAAGCUGCUGCGACUAGGACCAAAGUGCUCUGUGCUGAUAGCUCAGCAGACAGAUACAUCUGAUGUAGAGAAAGUAGUUACAACGCUCCUAAGGAUAUCCUCGGUUUUCAAAGAUGAAGCCCCAGUGAAAACAGCAGUGCAUGAAACAACAGAUGCCUUGAUGAAAAAAGCCUUCACUUCUGCCACAUUUAAUUCGGAUGCAUUUGUCACAAGCCUCUUGGUCCACAUGGGACUACUUAAGAGUGAAGAGAAGGUCAAAGUUGCCCCAAGCCUCUAUGGUAUUCUUAUGACCCUGAACCAUAUGGUCCAGCAAGAUUAUUUCCCUAAAUCUCUGGCCCCAGUUCUCUUGGCUUUUGUCACAAAACCAAACCGUGCUCUUGACUCCUGUUCUUUUGCUCGCCACAUGCUCUUACAAACCCUCCACCAGCUGUAGGAGACAAGAGAUGUGCUGCUGUGCCCUUCCCUCCUUUUAGGACUGUCGUCAGCAGAGAACUGAGAGCUGCAUGGUGGGAGAGGAUCCUAGAGCCCAUACAGACACACUGUCCAUUCUUCUUUCUUUUCCCUUUUUUUCUUCUCCUCCCACUCCCUGUAGCUCUGUCCUUCCUUCUGCUUUCAUAAACUUGGACAAAUCAUGCUGAUUUUUUUCUCUUCUUACUCUUCAUAAAGUGACUCCCUGGUCUGCAGGGCAGGUGCUUAUGCUAGAGUAUGUCAGUGCUGCUCUGAGCUCCGCAUGAAUUGAAGAGUUCUCCAGUUUGGUUGCGUUGGCAAGGGUGUGCCAAGACUAACCCAGGGCCCAGAAGUGCUCUCAUCAGGAUCAACCCAGUUGUGCAUUUUAUUUUAUUGGACUGUGACUCCUGCUUGAUAGCAUUCACAACUGUGCAGGAGGGAGGCAACAAUGCUCCUGCCCCUGCUUCUUCAGGCCAGGGGUAGUGCUUGACCCCCUUCUGCUGCUGCCAGGUCAGAGGGGCAAGCUGUGCCCCCCUUUGCUGCUUCUUUCAAGACCAUUUGUUGAUGGCAGUGUAUGGCUGGUUUGUAUCUUAAGAUAUACUGCUCCCCUGCUGCUGUGGCUUGGAGCAUCUGUGUAGUGUGGCUAACCCUGUUGGCCAUUGCUUAAGGGAGCAAGCGUAUUUUUAUUGUGAAUGUUUUUGCCAUUGCCUGUGUUGUUCCUUCUUCCUGCCCCUUCCCUGUUCCUUUCCCUUCUCUUCCUAAUUAAAUAGGCUUGGCUUGGAAAUGAAUACAAAAAUCCCUGUGGAAUACAUGUUCCCUUUCUCCUGCCUUUGACAAAACAGUGGGACUAUGUGCGCUGUGUGUGUGUUUGAAAGCUGAGCACAUACAAGAGCAUGAAGAAUUAGGGCUGUGCUGAUCAUUCUUGGGUUGGGCAGUUCUUUUUUUCUUGUAAUGAAGUAGCAGCACAUGCCCCUAAAUCUGUGUGGAGGAUUGUCCAUGGGCCUGCACAUGUUUGUGGCAUCUACCUGUACCACUUCUGAGCACAUAGGCUCAUCCAGCUCCCUCCUCUUCUUUCAAGCCCCUGAGAAAUCAACUCAUCUCUCUUUCUUCAGGUCGCAAAAAGUUGUUCCUUCCCUCUCUAUUUUCAGUUGGAGAAGACUGUUCACCUCCCUUAACCGGCCUUGCAGUCAACGUGCAGUACAAAUAGGGCCAGUGCCAGGAAAGGAGUCAAGGAAAUGGAGUUAGCUGUCCCUUCGGUGCGAGAGGCAACGUGUACCACAGCUAGCCUAAAUGCAGGAAAAGCUGGUGUUCACUCCAGUGUGUACAGGCACCAUGGAGAGAAAAAAAGGGGUUGGGGUACUGGAUCAAAAUAAAGUAUGUGGUAUUGUGCAAGA
Strigops habroptila (Kakapo) is the source of this 3443-nucleotide messenger RNA. RefSeq names its product Ran GTPase activating protein 1 (gene RANGAP1). The record is from RefSeq and is a predicted model, not a curated record. The transcript is spliced from 17 exons. Gene Ontology annotation, biological process: signal transduction; nucleocytoplasmic transport; activation of GTPase activity. Gene Ontology annotation, cellular component: nucleus; cytosol; perinuclear region of cytoplasm. Gene Ontology annotation, molecular function: GTPase activator activity; small GTPase binding. Bases 317 to 2035 code for a protein of 572 amino acids. NCBI's taxonomy places the organism in Eukaryota, Metazoa, Chordata, Aves, Psittaciformes, Psittacidae.